CCGUCCAAAAAUUGGGCUUGAUAUCGAUCCAGCAGUCCAGCCCAAUAAAUCCAAAUUAUCUCCCCUAUCGGGUCCAUAAAUAUCCACUACAAGCCCUCAGACCGCCUCUCUUCAACCUCUCACUACUGCUAGAGUCUUCUUCACCUUAUCUUCAAAAUUCAGCCAUGGCUUCCACAACAUUACCCCUCCAUUUCCUGUCUCUCAGCCCCAAAUCCCUCCCUCUCUCCAAACCCAGUGCCGCCGCCGCCGCCGUUUCAUCGCGCGUGUUCUGUCUCCCCUACUCAUCACCCGUCAAUCGCGCUCUCUCCCUCUCCUGCUCCGUCGCCACGUUCCGGUCUCCCCGCGGUUCCCGCACCGUUCCUCGCGUCGCGUUCGCGGACGAGGUCGAGGAUGCGUUGGAUGACGUCGAGGAAGUGGACGACGUGGAGGGCGACGGCGAGGAUGAAGAUCUCGGCAGCGGCGGUUCCUCCUACUCGUUCUCGAACGAGCCAAGGUUCCCGUCGGAAUUGAGGCUCUUCGUCGGAAACUUGCCGUUUAGUGUUGAAAGUGCUACUCUUGCUAACCUGUUUGGCGAAGUAGGAAAUGUUGAAGUGGCUGAGGUUAUAUAUGACAAGCAAAGUGGAAGAAGCAGAGGAUUUGGGUUUGUGACAAUGUCAACAGUGGAGGAAGCAGAAGCUGCUGUUCAACAAUUGAAUGGAUAUGAACUGGAGGGGAGAGAGUUGAGGGUGAACUCUGGGCCUCCACCACCGAAGAGGGAAAGUUCUUUCAGAGGAUCCAUGGGUGGGGGAAGUGGAAGAUAUGAUAACACUAAUAGGCUUUAUGUGGGGAACCUCUCAUGGGGUGUUGAUGAUGAAGCACUUGAAAACUUGUUCAGUGAGCAAGGGAAGGUGAAAGAAGCCAGAGUUGUGUAUGACAGAGAAAGUGGGAGAUCAAAGGGAUUUGGGUUUGUUACUUACACUUCCGCAGAGGAGGUCAACAAUGCUAUCGAGUCAUUGGAUGGAGCUGACCUAAAUGGCCGACCAAUCCGUGUAAGUGUUGCUGAAUCCCGCCCCAGACAGUUCUGAAAUUGUCAGCCGUCAACCAUGAUUUUCAGAUUACUAGGUACGAGAAUGAGAAGCCGGGGACAGAUGUGGAAGAGGACUUUGGAUGUUUUGCAGAGGCUGUUGUAUCCAACACAAGUUUGAAAGAGCAACUAUAAUGUGACCAAUAUUACUUUCAAUGUAUUUUCCUCUCUAGAGUUUGUCUGAAACAUUUAUUGCCAUAUGUGUAUUGAAUGUGUAUUGACAUUGAAGUUGUUUGAUCCAUUCCGUUUCUCCUUUUGAAUAUUGGGCAGUGUUUUAAAAUUCGGCCUGCCCUUGCCCGGGUUGAAUCGAAUGUAUAAUCCCAUGUAUGUGGGUUAUGUUCGAUCAAUGGCGCUCUCUCUUAUUUUCCAACACUCAAUAGUGAGACAUUUUCAAUUACUUAGAAAGUCAAUUAAGUGAGGAACGAGGUAGGCUCUAGUAAGUAAAUAGUGAGCCUACCU
Cuscuta campestris is the source of this 1522-nucleotide messenger RNA. NCBI's taxonomy places the organism in Eukaryota, Viridiplantae, Streptophyta, Magnoliopsida, Solanales, Convolvulaceae. The record is from the annotation of a GenBank genome assembly.